UAACAUGAAGUCACGUGGUAUACGGUGCUGCUUAUAUUUCACCAUUUCACCAAAGUUUCUACAAUAAACACCAGUCUUUGGUGACUCCAGUAAGUUUCUAAUGUGAAGACAAAGGCUGGGGCUUUUCUUAAAAAGGCGCCUUCGAGCCUUGCGCAGUGCAAAGUGCAGCGCCCCUGGCUGCGCCCUAAUUGUUGUGCGCUCAAGGUGGAGGUUUUCUGCCACAUCACAUCUAAUUGCUGCCGCUACAGCGCGCAGUGCCGAGGCUGCUGUCCUGAAAAGAGGCGAGCUGUCAGGAGCAGGAAGCGGCUCAACCACAGCGGAAGCGGGAACGUGUCUUUCUUUCUCUCUUUCUCUCUCUUUCUUUUUUUUCGCAUUUCGGGACAAUUUCACUCCUACUUUGAGUAGAGAGAGAGGUGUCGAGGGGGAACAUGCGUUCAACGCGCAGGUGAAAAAAUUGCCAAUUUAACUUCCUCCGCUGGUGCAACUUUUCAGUCCUGCCUCGUACGGGUUCUCGUGAGGUUUGUUUUGUUUGUUUGUUUGCUUCAGCUGAGAUUUCUCGGAGAUAGUUUUGAAAUCUUGAGAAAUGUCUCGCAAGAAGGCUGCUAAAGGCAAAGCCGCAACCAGCAGCCCGUCUGCGGGCAGUCCCACCGGGGGGAAGGGGACCGGGAAAGCCGCGAGGAGCAGCCCGGGCAUUGUUCAGAUGAACGGUGUGGUCCAUCCCAGCAGACCCUCCAUCAGCAACAGCAGCGAGUUCUAUGACAUUGCCUUCAAGGUGAUGCUGGUUGGAGACUCUGGAGUGGGGAAAACCUGUCUACUGGUCCGUUUUAAAGACGGAGCGUUCUUGGCCGGCAGCUUCAUCUCCACUGUGGGCAUUGACUUCAGAAAUAAAGUCCUGAACAUUGAUGGAGUCAAGGUGAAGCUCCAGAUCUGGGACACAGCUGGACAGGAGCGGUUCCGCAGUGUCACUCAUGCCUACUACCGUGACGCCCAUGCUCUCCUGCUGCUGUACGAUGUCACCAACAAAACAUCCUUUGACAACAUACAGGCAUGGCUGACUGAGAUCCAUGAAUAUGCCCAACAGGAUGUUGUGCUCAUGCUGCUUGGAAACAAGGCUGAUGCCACUCAUGACAGGGUGGUGAAGAGAGAAGAUGGAGAAAGGCUUGCUAAGGAGUUUGGAGUCCCCUUCAUGGAGACCAGUGCUAGGUCAGGUCUCAAUGUUGAGCUGGCUUUCACUGCUGUGGCUAAGGAGCUGAAGCACAGGUCUGUGAAGGAUCCCAGUGAGAAGUUUAAGCUGCAGGAGUACGUAAACAAAGAGAUGAAGGGUACUGGGUGCUGCAGGUCUUAAAGCCUGCUCCAGUCACUCUCUGGAUCAGUCUGUGAGUGUGUGCGUGUGCGUGUGUAUAUAGAUAUACGUAUCACUCAUCUUCAUACACUAUGUAUAUCUGGCCUGGACAGAAAUGAGGAGUCAGCUCCAGCGAGGUAUAAAUCUUUUUGUCCCUCUGUUUCGCCACUCUUAAACCUCUUUGUCCCAGUACUCCCAACCUCAAUCUGUUGCCCUGCACUCCUCUCACUGCCCUCCUCCAUCCUGUGUGUCCUGCUUUUCUUCAACCACCUCCUUCUGCAGCUGUGAAUGUAGCCCCAGGUUAUGGUUUGCAAAACACAGAAGCUGCACACCUCAGUUAUUAACCUAUUAAUGGACAUUUUCCUCCAUUGUUUCCCCAUUUAUCUGCAUGAUUAUCUUUUGACCGUGGGCAUAGAAUCUGACACCUAGCAAAUACCUUUGCAUUACCUUGUGUGGUGAUUUUUAUUGUGGAGGGAAAUAAUCUUUUUUGCAGAGACAAGGCAUGUCUUUUAAAGCCCUUUAUUUCUUAAAUCCAUUUCAAAUGUCAGUGAAAUUAGUUUGAAUGUUCAUAUACUAGAUGUAUAUAGUGAUGUGUCUUCUGUCUAUGAUUCAGUGUUCACGUCAGUAAUUCAGGCUCCCUGGAGCCAGUUUAGCUCACCAGCAUAAACUCAAUCUAAGCAUUUCCAUGAUUCAACUGUGGAUAUAUAUAUUACUUCAACAUAACAUAAAAGUAAAUGAAUGUUGCUCUUUUGUAUACAAAGAAAUUGAGUACAGAAUAACAUCAUCAGCCACAUUAAACCAUUGUUUUAGUAGAUUUGAAUUCAUUCUUAAUGCAAAAAUAAUUUUGAAAAAUAGUUUAAACAAAUCUAGAGAAACAUGUUAGUGCAUGGUUUAUAGAACCUAAAAAGUUUUCAGACAGAUUUUUUUCAAUUAAAGAGGAUCAGUUUUGAGUCUUGAGAGCUCUAAUGCAACCUCUCUUCUUGAUAAUAUAGUCUUUUGUUUUGAAGUUAUUUUAAACAGAUGCUCAAACAUACUGUAUCUAAUCUAUAGACCUUAGGGUUUUGAAGGUGUCUUUACACUUUUCUUCUGCAUGUAUAAAAAGUUUCAAUAGGAAGCACUUUAGAUGGUAAAUGAGCAUGGGUGGGGUUUCAGAAAUUAAGACCUACAGUAUGUUGACAAUGGUACCUAAAGUAUUGUAUAUGAAUCACGGUUGUAUAUUUGUUUUUGUUUUACUAUUUUAUUUGUAACUGCAGACUGCUUUAAUUCCUGCUUUUGUUUUGCCAUUCAUGAAUAUAUAAAUGGGGUAUAUAGUGCCAUGGUCUUGUAAAGACAUUUUUGACCAGUAUGUUUCUUAUAAUCUGUUGACAGUAUUCAACCUAUUCUUCAUAAAAGAAGUGUAGGGCACUUUUUAUAUGACAGUUGUUUUGGUAGAUUUCAUCUUAGUCAUAGAAACCAUAAAAUUCUGAAUAGAUGUGUACAGUAUUUACUGUACAUUCUCCAAUCUUGAUGUUCUCAGUAAUGUAUUGGUUUUCGAUUUUACUACUUUUCAAUGUGAAACUUCUUUCUUGUAACUGAAAGUUAACCACAAUAAAAACAGGAGGUAAUGUGGCUUUUA
Molecule: messenger RNA, 2957 nt
Organism: Lates calcarifer (barramundi perch)
Lineage: Eukaryota; Metazoa; Chordata; Actinopteri; Centropomidae
Product: ras-related protein Rab-26
Exons: 9
Coding region: 584-1345 (253 amino acids)
Cellular component (GO): Golgi apparatus; endosome
Molecular function (GO): GTPase activity; GTP binding
Source: RefSeq, a predicted model, not a curated record